CGGAACCAUUCCCGGAUGGCAUUGAGUCAGCGGAGAUGCAAGGAUGGCAGACAAAUGUUUGGUCAUCAGAUAUUAAAUGUGUCAUGAUUUGAUUAUUAUUGAACUUCCGCAUUACUCUGAAAAUAUUUUUAAAUGGGUCACGAUCCAGAGUCUUAAAAUUCAAUUCAAUUUUGUUAAAAAAGACCACCAAAUGGAUUCUUUGUCUCCUUCCCUACUACUUCUUGCCAUCAUCUCCUGCACCUUCCUCUGUGAAGUUAAAUCUACGAAGUUCACCGUCAUUAACAACUGUCCGUACACAAUCUGGCCGGCAACUCUCACCGGAGGAGGCGGCAGUUCUCAAGCCCCGACCGGGUUCGAACUUGCACAAGGCGCGUCUACGUCAUUCGACAUCCCCGCUAAAUGGACCGGGCGUUUUUGGGCGAGGACCCAAUGCACCGUCCAGAACGGAAAGUUCUCAUGCAUGACCGCUGACUGUGGCUCCGGCCAAGUGGCGUGCAACAGAGCCGGAGCGAUCCCUCCGGCAACGCUAGUGGAAUUCACGUUAGGGGGGUUCCAAGAUCAGGAUUUUUACGACGUCAGCCUGGUGGACGGAUUCAACCUCCCGGUGUCCGUCGUGCCAGACAACCCAAACUGUCGCCGAACAGACUGCCCGGUGGACGUGAACGCAAAGUGCCCGGCUGAGCUGGCGUUGAAGGACGGGAAUGGGGCGGUGGUUGGAUGCAAGAGCGCGUGUUUGGCACUGGGGCAGCCGCAGUACUGUUGCACUGGGCAGUAUGGGUCGCCAGCAACAUGCCCGCCGACACAAUAUUCCUUAUUUUUCAAGGGGUUGUGUCCCAAUGCAUAUAGUUAUGCUUAUGAUGACAAGACAAGCACUUUCACUUGCAAAACUGGUCAGGCCAAUUACGCAAUCACCUUCUGCCCUUAGAAUAUAUAAAUCAUAUUAAUAUUUUAUUUAUGUGAGAUUAAAUGUAUUUCAAUUUUGUUUCUUGUCGUUGAAAGCUUCAAUUAGUAGCGACUUGUUGUUUCUUAUCACUACUCCUAAAAUCACAAAAAUAAACUAUUGUAAUUUCAUCAUGGAGUAUGUAAUAGUCCAGUUUUGAUUGUUUGAGGUCAAAGUUGAUAAAUUUUGAUCAUUAAUUAAAUAAAAGUUAUAUUGGAUAAUGAUACAAGAAUAAAUUUAUUACACAUAU
This is a messenger RNA of Cuscuta campestris, 1190 nucleotides long. The record is from the annotation of a GenBank genome assembly. Lineage: Eukaryota; Viridiplantae; Streptophyta; Magnoliopsida; Solanales; Convolvulaceae.